This is a messenger RNA of Talaromyces rugulosus, 2712 nucleotides long. RefSeq lists its product as uncharacterized. Gene Ontology annotation, molecular function: structural constituent of ribosome; actin filament binding. NCBI's taxonomy places the organism in Eukaryota, Fungi, Ascomycota, Eurotiomycetes, Eurotiales, Trichocomaceae. The record is from RefSeq and is a predicted model, not a curated record. Gene Ontology annotation, biological process: positive regulation of actin filament depolymerization; actin filament depolymerization; translation. The transcript is spliced from 6 exons. Gene Ontology annotation, cellular component: cortical actin cytoskeleton; ribosome. The annotation marks the transcript as partial.
GCAGCAGCGGCGGGCUUGGCGCCGACUCCGACGGGGGAGAAAUUUGAGCUUCGAAGCUUCCACCUCCCUUCGCUUUUGUACUCGCAGAAGCACGACACAGCCCUCGCAUUCGUCGCCAAUACCAUGCUCACCUCUCUGGGCCUGUCGUUUCGGGCAGGGUCCGCCUUUUCCAGCAAUGCUGGGUUGAUUGCGUCCUCGUGCUGUCGGUGGAAUUCGACAAGCACGGCAUUUCCCACCUCGCGGCAGUCGUGGACAUCGCCAAGCAAGGCGAAGGCCCUAAGUAGCCGUCAAAAAAUUAGCCACCGCACGAAGAUUCUGGAGGAUACAAAGAAGCAGGCAGAGGGCCGUAUUCUUGAGAAGUUCCAGUAUCGCGACUGGAGAGCCGGCGAUAUCUACUCUCCCCACGACUUGAGUCCGAAUGAGAUGAGGAAAUGGCAGAGACGCUGGAGUCCGAACACAGAUGCCUUUGAUGCUUUGAACAUCAAUCCCCUUGAUCAUUAUAAGAACUUCUCUCUGAUGUCCGAAUACGUUACCCCUAUGGGUCGCAUCAAGGCCCGACAACUCACUGGUCUGCGGCCGGUGAACCAGCGCAAAAUUGCCAAAGCAGUCCGUCGUUCCAUCGCACUUGGCCUUAUGCCCAGUGUGCACCGGCACCCGGAAAUUCUUGCCAUGGAGGCGAGAGCUAGAUUCGGCUCAUCAGGCGGAGGAUUUGACUUGGGCUGCGCGAAUGAUGUUGCCUGUGUUUACUUAAUGGCUGACGGAAUUGCCCCCACUUCUCCAAAACAACCUCCGCCAGUAUACAACUUGACCACAACUCUCACCCGUACCACACACACCAUUGACGGGCCAUUAGAAUUGGAGAUUCCUGUUGCCAUGUCUCUGACCAACGCUCACAUCUGGGCUGCCAGCCCCUCCACCACUCGUGGACAGCCCACCCAGCUCUCCUCUGACGCCAAAGGCGAGCGAUUAGCCUAUGCAUCAAACAAAUCUAUAUUCCUGCGCUCCCUCGAUGACCCCGCAGUUGCAAAACAAUACACGGAACACAAGGCACAAACCACCGUCGCUCGGUUCUCGCCCUCUGGCUUUUAUGUUGCCAGUGGAGAUGCGGCAGGCACUGUACGGGUGUGGGAUUGUGCUGGCGAGGGCCUCACCAAGGGCGAGUACCCAAUUGUCAAUGGGCGUAUCAAUGACAUCGCCUGGGACGGCGAUUCGCAGCGUAUCAUUGCCGUGGGCGAUGGGAAACAAAGAUACGGUCAUUGUUUUACCUGGGACUCUGGAAACAGCGUCGGCGAAAUCUACGGCCACACACAGGCUAUCAACUCAGUCUCGAUAAGGCAGCAGCGCCCUCUGCGGGCCGCUGCAGCUGGAGAUGACAAGAAUCUCGUCUUCUACCACGGAGCGCCGUUUAAGUUCAACACCGGAAUCCGCGACAAGCAUAUCAACUAUAUCUAUGGCGUGGCUUUUAGCCCCGAUGGCUCUCAUCUAGUCAGUGUCGGAGGGGACCGUCGUAUCUGGUUAUACGACGGCAAAACCGGUGAGGCCAAAGGACAGAUUGGAGAGGGAGAGCAUAAGGGCAGUAUUUUCGGAGUCUCCUGGUCUCGGGACUCUCGAAAAUUUGUCACCGCAGGGGCCGAUAAGACGGUCAAGAUAUGGGAUGUUGAGGCUGGCAAGGCCACUCAAACAUGGACCUUUGGAGAAGACAAAGUUGUCAGCCCGCUCGAUCAGCAAGUCGGCGUUGUUUGGCCACCCGCUCGAAGCGACGGCCUUCUUGUCAGUCUGUCGCUUAGUGGAGAUCUGAACUAUCUGGUAGAGGGCACUCCCCAGCCGAGACAAGUCGUGCAAGGCCAUCAAAAGAGCAUCACGGCCCUGACUCGAGCCAGAUCUGGUGACGGGGCUGAGACGCUCUGGACCGGCAGUUUUGAGGGGCGGGUAUGCAGUUGGGAUUUCGCGACUGGCACUGCCGAAACGAUCGACGGUGACCAACACACGGGCUACAUUUCCGGACUUGCGACUACCCAGGAAGGGAAGGGCAGGAUAUACAGUGUUGGUUGGGAUGAUGCUCUCCGCGUUGCAGAUGCUGGGGCCAAAACAUACACUGGAAGCACGGCCAAGUUGUCAGCACAGCCAAAGGGCGUUGCUGCAAGCUCGGCCACUAUCCUCGUUGCACACUCGGAGGGUAUUGACAUUUACCAGGACGGUCAAAAGUCGGGCAGCGCCAAGUUGCCCGCCGAUAUCACUACAGUUGCUGCUCAAGGAGCCACUGCAGCAGUCGGAUCUGAGGACUCGACUGUCCGGAUUGGAACAGUCACGAGCUCGACCUUCACACCCAGUAUUGAGUUUAAAGCAUCGCGCAACCCAAUCUCUACCCUGGCCUUCUCUCCCGAUGGCUCUCUGCUCGCUGUCGGAGAUUCGCGCGGCAAAAUCCUUGUGUUCAACUCGAAGGAUGGUAAGCUAGUUACUGAUCGUUGGUCUUCUCAUACCGCGCGAGUCACAUCGAUAGCCUGGAACUCGAAGGGCACCCAUGCUGUCAGCGGAGCUUUGGACACCAGCAUCUUUGUUUGGAGCUUAGCCAAGCCAGGCGACUGGAUCCAGGCUGCUAAUGCGCACAAGGAAGGCGUCCAUGGUGUAUCAUGGAUCGAGGAUGAGAGCAAGAUUGCUUCGGCGGGGGCUGAUGCUGCGGUGAAAAUCUGGAGAGUCGAGGGCUUGGUAUGA